Molecule: messenger RNA, 2613 nt
Organism: Cylicocyclus nassatus
Lineage: Eukaryota; Metazoa; Nematoda; Chromadorea; Rhabditida; Strongylidae
Source: the annotation of a GenBank genome assembly
AUGAUGAACAUAUUUGGUAUAGCUACUAUUUUGAUUUUCACUGAACUAUUUCACUGCAAAGACAUCAGCUUACAAAAUGUCCUCAAAGCACUCAAUCUUCGAGCUGAAAAUGUCACUAUUUCACUCGGUGACGUUGACCUUGAGAAUAUUGUUCUGUCAUUCAGUGGAAUCGAAAUAGACAAAAACCGGGCUGGGCAGAACGGCAUCAAAACUUUAGAAAGUCUUGAUCCCGAAAAGCGAAACAUUAUUCGCUAUCCGGAGUUAGUCGAGUCAAUCGAUCGUUCUGUUAACCCAUGUGACGAUUUUUACUCGUUUGUAUGUGAUGGUUGGAUACGAUCUCAUCCUAUCCCUCAGAAUCGAUAUGAAUACACGCAAACCGAGCUUUUGAAAGAAAAACUCAACCAGCAAUUGAAAGCAAUAUUAUCUACUCCCAUACGGGACCCAUCAAGAGAGGAUGUCCUCAUGACAACGUUCUAUAAUAAAUGUCUCCAAAAUGCAUAUUCUGGCGGUUCUGAUGGUUUUCGUCUGCUAUUUUCCAAGCUAAGAGAAGUCAGACAGGUCGCUACUUUGACUGAUUGGCUGCUUAUAAUGAGGACGGAAAAGUUAUUAUAUGAACUUACUAUCUCAGCGGAUGAGGACAAUUCUGCGAAAAACAUUUUGCAGAUAGUGCCCUCGGGGUCCAUGCUCUCAGCACAGGUCUAUUUUGACCCGGCUUACACUCAAGAGCUCAUAGCAAUUAGAGAGGUGUUGUUUAAAAUAUUAGCUGUGAUAGCAAGCGAGGAUCACAGAGCAGAAUUUAUUUCAAGAAAUUUUUUGGAACAUGUAAGGAGAGUCGACUCGCUACUCCGAGUUGAUCAAACGGUGGCUAAGAUCAAGAAAGAAACCGAAUUUGACUCUGAUUCGAUAGCCGUCUCUGUUAUCGAGUUGCAAGGACUGCUACCAUCGGUGGACUGGAUGCGCUACUUAUCAGCGUACAUGCCGCCUCAACAUCAACGAACGCUUGCAAACAGGAAAGUGCGAAUAACCCAGGUGUUAACUGUUGAACGAAUGGAAGAAUUGUUGUCAAAUAUCGACCCCCAAACACUUUCAGAUUACCUUGAUUGGAAGAUCAUCUUCCACUUCAGUGACUAUCUAGGCGAAAAAUUCCAUAUCCUAAUGGAGGAAUUCUCGGCUCAAGUCUACGGAAUAAAAGAACGAGAUCAAGCUGACGAAUGUGUAUCAAUCACUGUGAAUAUGUUCUACGACAUUGCGGGAAAGCAUUUUCUCAAGCGACACUUCGACUUUGAUAGCAUGUUCUUGGUGAAAGAGCUUAUCGAGGAUGUUAGAGACGCUUUCCUAGAAAUGCUGAAUGAGAAUGACUGGAUGGAUGCCAAUACGAAGAGGAGAGCAAAGCAGAAGGCCAAUGCCAUUCGCGACUUCAUUGCCUACGACAGCAGCAUAUUUAAUGAAACUUUGAGAACUAAAAAGUAUGCCAAGCUAAACUUCACGACGAAAAACUCGUAUUACGAUAUCGUUCGAACGCUCGAACUAUGGAUGCAAGAUAGAGCAUUCCACAGGUUAGAGGAGACCAAUACCAGAGACACAUUCGAAGCUUCUGUGACCGAAGUCAACGCAUUUUACGAUAGCAAUCAGAAUCAAAUAGCUUUGAUGGCUGGCAUGCUGCAGUCUCCAUUUUUCAACGCAUCACUACCCAGGAUAAUGAAUUAUGGUGCAAUUGGUGUUGUUGCAGGACACGAGAUUACACAUGGAUUCGACGAUGCCGGAGCAUCUUAUGACGAAGUCGGCAAUAGGAACAACUGGUGGGAUGCAGAUACCUACAAAAAUUUUGAAUGGAAAAAGACAUGCUUUGAUGAACAAUAUGGAAGCAUAGCUGUAGAGGACCUACAUGUCAGGAUUGACGGUAGAAGAACCGAGAGCGAGAACAUAGCUGAUAAUGGCGGAAUGCGAGCUGCUAUAAAGGCUGCUUCUCAUUUUGUUAAUCGCAGUGAAGAAUUUACCAUAGAAGGAUUGGAGGGAUUUACGCAAAUGCAGUACUUUUUUAUGAACUAUGCAUUUAUCUGGUGCGGAAGCACUCGACGUGCCACAUUGCUGAACAAACUUGCCACGGAUGUACAUCCGCCGGAUAUGUACAGAGUGAACGUUGUGCUGUCUAAUCAACCGGAAUUUGCCAAAGCCUUCAACUGUCCGAAAAGAUCACCGAUGCAUCCAGAAAAGACUUGCACGGUCUGGUGAUCCACCUGAGGUUAAAGUUCUGGCAAGUACGAGAGCAAAAAUGAAUGGACUGACUCCGGGUCAACGCAUCUUCCAUCGCGAGCUAAUUCGCAGACAGUCCUUACAGUUACCAGAUAAGGAUUGGCAGGCCGUUGUCGAUUUCUGAGCAGUCACAUUAUCAGAUCAAAAAAAAGUUGAAUUGGGUAAGGGACUGCAUGUGUCGAAUGUAGGAGGGCACCGCGCGGACUUCUUGCAAAAACGCAUUUCCAUGAAAGGUGCGCAUUUGUUGCAGAUGACCGCUGGGGCCCCCCUUUCCGGCGACAUCUAGUUCUUUACUCGUGCAAAUUCAAUCAUUCUCAAGUUCUGUAAAAACUGUAUUAUUUUCUAUGCUAAUGUUGAGCC